AUGUUCCAACCCACCCUCACCUCUCUCCUCCUCCCCCUCCUCGCCCUCCUCACGGCCCCCAUCUCCGCCUACGACUUCUCCACCACCCUCCCCACAUCCGGCAUCCCCGACGCCCAAAAAAACGACUGGUGCACCACGCACGUCGAAACCUGCGGCUACAUCUGCGGGACGGGGAUGGGUACCGACAACCUAGGCGUCAAGACCAACUCGUGCCUCUACACUUCUCUCCAAUACGAAUGCGUCUGCAUCAAGGACAAUUUGAAGGUCAAGAUGGAGCUUUUCCAUUACACGGUGCCGGGCCUGAUGUGCGAGGCGGCGUGGAAGGCGUGCAGAAAAACGAAUGAGGGGAAUGAGGCAGUAAAAAAGGAGUGUGAUGAGAAGAUUAGAAGAAAAUGCGGACAUUUGAGGACGAAGGAGCAGGAGACGAAGAAUGAGGGGAUUUAUGGGUUUUUUAAGAGUCUUGGGGGGAGCCAUAAGAGGAAGGUUCGGAGAAGGUUUGAGGCUUGA
Messenger RNA from Neurospora tetraspora, 507 nucleotides. RefSeq lists its product as uncharacterized. The transcript has a single exon. NCBI's taxonomy places the organism in Eukaryota, Fungi, Ascomycota, Sordariomycetes, Sordariales, Sordariaceae. The record is from RefSeq and is a predicted model, not a curated record. The coding region runs from base 1 to 507 and encodes 168 amino acids.